AUGGAUUACACAGCACGAAGAAGUGGAGGAGGUGUGUUCGAAGGUAUCUACAAGUUGAUUAUGCGCCGAAACUCCAUCUACGUCACCUUCGUCAUAGCCGGCGCUUUUGCCGGUGAGCGGGCUGUGGAUUAUGGAGUUCGUAAACUGUGGGAGCACAACAAUAUUGGGAAACGUUAUGAAGAUAUUCCAGUUUUGGGGCAAAGGCCAACAGAAUGA
Dovyalis caffra is the source of this 216-nucleotide messenger RNA. The record is from the annotation of a GenBank genome assembly. NCBI's taxonomy places the organism in Eukaryota, Viridiplantae, Streptophyta, Magnoliopsida, Malpighiales, Salicaceae.